CCUAAACACAUAUCAGGGAACGAACAGUAUGGUAAAUUAGUCUUGGGGAGUUUGAAGUUUGAAGUCGAUUUAUAAUCCAUCCAAACAAUACGCUACGUUACUUUGUAGUUCUCUGUGAUAGACUCUGAAGAUGAAUCCAAGCCUUAUAAAAGAGAGAGAAGCGUUUUUAAAGAAAGCCAUGACAAUUCCUGUUGUUGAGAAACCAAAGUCUAAUUUUUCUGGUACUUCAGAGGAAAAAGGCGCUAUGACUUCUGUACACCGCCGUGGACCUCCUUCAGUUUCUACUGUUUCGGAAUCGCGACCUCUCGAAUUAAAACCUCAAUUGCAAGGGAAGUUUGCUGUUUUAUCUCGAAUAGUAAAAUACAUGAAGCAACGCCAUUUAGAAGGCGAUACUCAUCCAUUAUCUGUAGAAGAAAUUUUGGAAGAAGCUGUACUUCAUGACACACCACCUGCUACCGUAAAAUGGCUGGAGGAAGAAGCUCUACCGAAUAAUCCCAAAAUUCGUGUUACUACGGAUGCAAAGUUCGUAUUUAAACCGAGAUAUGAUAUUCGUACGCGUAAGGAUCUUUACCAACUUCUCCGUCGUCAGGAGUUGAAGGGUUUGGGGGGAAUUUAUCUAGAUGAUUUGACUGAAUCUGUUCCUGAUGUUGAAAAGAUUCUUAAUAGUUUUGGUGACCAUGUGAUUCGCAUUGUCACACCACACGAUAAGAAAACUAUCUUGUUUUACAACGACAAAUCGUUCGAUUUGAAUGUAGAUGAAGAAUUUAAGCAACAAUGGCGAUCGGUGAGUGUGGAGGGUGUUCAUGAAACAAAAAUUGAGGAGUAUUUAAAGCGUAAUGGAAUCUCCUCAAUGUCUGGUGAUCGUAAAAAUUUCUAUUGAUGUUUGAACAGAAUCUGCUUUUGUUGUGUAUUUUAAAGUUACCUGUACAAAGAAAGAAACCGGGACAAAAGCGUACCAUGAAUCGUCCAGUUCAUAUUAAAGACAAUGAACAUGUGAACGGAAUUUUAGAAGACUUUUCUGAGAAAUUAGCCAAAACUUCUUGAUGAGAUUUUUGAUUUUCAUAAGUAACAUUCAAAUGUACAGUGACUUUAUAUGUAUAAUAAUGUUCACUUAUCCUUGAUGGUCUGUAUAUUUUGUUCAUAUGAUUGCAUCCUGGCAAAACCCAGUAUGUGCUGAGUUUUUGUUAUAUGUUUAAGGAUAGGGGUUUUUUAACUAAAGAAGACGACAAAAUAUUUUCUGUACAAAUAAAUAAAGUUUGUAAAUUUCCAAAA
This is a messenger RNA of Schistosoma margrebowiei, 1272 nucleotides long. Lineage: Eukaryota; Metazoa; Platyhelminthes; Trematoda; Strigeidida; Schistosomatidae. The record is from the annotation of a GenBank genome assembly.